Messenger RNA from Stegastes partitus (bicolor damselfish), 1920 nucleotides. It is a transcript of the gene casq2, whose product is annotated as calsequestrin 2. Gene Ontology annotation, biological process: regulation of cardiac muscle contraction by regulation of the release of sequestered calcium ion. The coding region runs from base 298 to 1605 and encodes 435 amino acids. The record is from RefSeq and is a predicted model, not a curated record. The transcript has 11 exons. Gene Ontology annotation, molecular function: calcium ion binding. Gene Ontology annotation, cellular component: sarcoplasmic reticulum lumen; Z disc. Lineage: Eukaryota; Metazoa; Chordata; Actinopteri; Pomacentridae.
CCUGACACUGCUUCUCUUUGGCCUUUGUGUCUGCAGAGAGGAGGCGUGAAGGAGUAAUCACAGCGGGAGAAAGAGUUACUAAGUCCUGAGGAUACUUUGGAUUUCUUUGGACAACUGGGAAUACCUGAGAACUGCCACUGACGGACUGCUUUUUUUUUUUUUAACUUCAAAAUUUUCCUGCAGCAUUUCUUACAUUUCCCCCAUCAUUUCACAGGCCAUCGGGGGACCUUUCAGCUUGUGCAGUUUCAUACUGUGAAACCAAAUCACACUGUCGGGGGUGUGUGGUAGCUCCGGAUCAUGCUCUCCCUGUGGUUGUUCCUGCUCCCUUGCCUGAGCCUUGUGCCUCCGGUCCCGGCCGAGAAGGGCCUGGAGUUCCCACACUAUGACGGGAAAGACCGCGUUCUUGAUAUCAAUGACAAGAACUACAAGAAAGCCUUAAAGAAGCACAGCAUGCUUUGCCUGUUCUACCACGAGCCCAUACCGGAGAGCAAGGAACUGCAAAAACAACACCAGAUGACUGAGCUGGUGCUGGAGCUUGCUGCUCAGGUUAUGGAAGAGAAGGACAUUGGAUUUGGAAUGGUUGACUCGCACAAAGACGCAAAAGUGGCAAAGAAACUUGGCUUGGAGGAGGAGGGAAGUGUGUAUGUUUUUAAGGCCGACAGGGUGAUCGAGUUUGAUGGCUUGCUCUCUGCUAACACCCUGGUGGAGUUCCUGUUGGAUGUGUUGGAGGAGCCCGUGGAGGUGGUAGGAAAUGCUGCAGAACUUAGAGCCUUCGACAGGAUGGAGGAAGACAUCCGUCUCAUUGGCUACUUCAAGAGUGAAGACUCUGAGCAUUAUGAAGCCUUUAAAGAAGCUGCAGAGCAGUUCCAGCCCUACAUUAAGUUCUUUGCCACGUUUGAAAAAUCGGUGGCCAAAGAGCUGACUCUGAAAAUGAACGAGGUAGACUUUUAUGAGCCCUUCAUGGAGGAGCCAGUCACUAUCCCAGGCAAACCUCACUCUGAGGAGGAGCUGGUGGAAUUCAUAACUGAACACAGACGACCAACCCUGAGAAAGCUACGAGCAGAAGACAUGUUUGAGACCUGGGAGGAUGAUAUCGAGGGCAUCCACAUUGUGGCCUUUGCUGAGGAGGAGGACCCCGAUGGUUUCGAGUUCUUGGAGAUUCUGAAGGAGGUAGCCAGAGACAACACUCACCUUCCUGAACUCAGCAUCGUCUGGAUUGAUCCUGAUGACUUUCCCCUGCUGAUUCCUUACUGGGAGAAGACCUUUAAGGUGGACCUGUUCAGACCACAGAUCGGAGUCGUCAACGUUACAGACGCUGACAGUGUGUGGAUGGAAAUGGAGGAUGAGGAGGAUCUGCCCACGGCUCAGGAGCUGGAGGACUGGAUUGAAGAUGUGCUCUCUGGCAAAGUCAACACUGAGGAUGAUGAUGAUGAAGAUGAUGAUGACGACGACGACGACGAUGAUGAUGAGGAUGAUGAUGACGAUGAAGAGGAGAAUGAUGAUAAUGAGGAUGAUGAAGAAGAUAACGGAGAGGAAGAUGAUGACAAUAAUGAUGAUGACGAUGAUGAUGACGACGAUGAUGACGACGAUGAUGAUGAGGAAUAAUUCACAGCCUCAGAAUAGUAAACAUCACCUCGUCUUUAUUCUUCAGGCCGGGUCUAAUGUGAAUUCAUUUUCACUAAGAAAUAACUCAAUAUUUGUACUUAAUAUGUGUCUGCUAUUCAUAUUAAGAAUAUUUAAUAUCUAUAAAUGUCAUUUUUUGACAUUGUAAAUAUGCCUGAAAUGGGUUUUGGGAUUUAAGUAAAAAAAUAUAUAUAUACUGGAUCAGACAUGUGGCAAUAAAAUAUGAAAAUAGAUUCAAUAAUAUAUAAAUGUCUGUUAAUAAUAAAGGACUAUCAAUGUCACAGUCGUGUCAUCAAA